Messenger RNA from Protomyces lactucae-debilis, 516 nucleotides. RefSeq lists its product as uncharacterized. Lineage: Eukaryota; Fungi; Ascomycota; Taphrinomycetes; Taphrinales; Protomycetaceae. The record is from RefSeq and is a predicted model, not a curated record. The transcript has a single exon. The coding region runs from base 1 to 516 and encodes 171 amino acids.
AUGCUAGGUGCCGCACACGACGUUCCUAUGCGCUCCUCACUGAAAGAGAUCAAUGGUCAAGCUCUGGAAAACAUCUGCUCACAAUCCAGAGCCCAAAUUUCUCAAGAUGCGGGCGUGGAGGAGCUCGAAGCCGAGUACUCGCCAGAUGAGAUGAAGAAAGCAGAAUCCAAGUGUUCAAAGCGCUGUUCGCUCGGACCCGAUGGACUGCCGGCCGAGUUUGAUACGGCUACUUUAAGAGUCACGGGUCCUCUUUUGAUGGCGAUAGCGAAUCAAACGCCGACUCAAGAGCCCUCUUCUUGUGCAGGAAGACUUGUACACUUUGACUCAAUUCACAACAAAGGGGAUCAUGAUCAGCCGGUAAUAGGCGACUCAUCUUGCUCAUCAACACUGACGAAAAGAUCAUGUCAAAAGCCCACAACAUGCGGCUCACACCCGUACUCCACCACAUCGUCAUCAAGUUCCAAAUUGGCUUGUUUUAGUUUGAGCGUUGGAUCCGAACGAACAUUGCAACCAUGA